UUCAUAGGGGUGCUCGAGUACUUCCGCGUUUAGAUCAGAUAUAUACAAGGGCACUGAAUCUGUUACGGGGCAGUUCGCUGUUUUGGGGAAAGACAUGGCGCGGCUGUUGAGAAGCAGUUUAAGGACCUAUUUCACUACUCAGAUCCGCAUGGGCUCGGACCAGCUGGGUGAAUUGGGGAAAGGUGCAGGUAAAGGAGGCGGAGGUGGAGGCUCCAUCCGGGAAGCUGGAGGAGCCUUCGGGAAGAAAGAGGCGGCUGAAGAGGAGCGCUACUUCAGGCAGAAGGAGAAGGAGCAGCUGGCCGCACUGAAACAGCACCACCAGGAGGAGAUCGAGCACCAUAAGAAAGAGAUCGAGCGUCUGCAGCGUGAGAUCGACCGUCACAAGGGCAAAAUCCGCAAACUUAAACACGACGACUGAGCUGGCACCAGUGACGUGUUUGUGCGUCGUUCCUACCCGAAGUGACCUGACGCCUGCUCCGCGAAGCAGCACUUUACACUCUGUAAUCUCUUAGUGCAGUCCUGAAUAAACAUAAUAGGAUAUUU
Messenger RNA from Hemibagrus wyckioides, 543 nucleotides. RefSeq names its product ATP synthase inhibitory factor subunit 1a (gene atp5if1a). The record is from RefSeq and is a predicted model, not a curated record. Bases 95 to 418 code for a protein of 107 amino acids. Gene Ontology annotation, cellular component: mitochondrion. NCBI's taxonomy places the organism in Eukaryota, Metazoa, Chordata, Actinopteri, Siluriformes, Bagridae. The transcript is spliced from 3 exons. Gene Ontology annotation, biological process: negative regulation of ATP-dependent activity. Gene Ontology annotation, molecular function: ATPase inhibitor activity.